AUGUGCCAGGAAGAGUUGCAAACUAGCGUUAGCAAACCAGAGCUUGAGGGCACAUGGGUGGGUAUUGCAAGUCAUUCUUUGGAUGGGUGGAUAGGUUGGCCUGUUGUGAACCCAAUCGUAUGGUUGUCGAAGAAAAUUGAGCUCAUUGAAAUGUUGUUAGACACAACAAAAGGAGACAUGCUUCAUUACAUAUUGGCAAGACACGAACACACUCAUGAGUAUCAUGGAUCCCUCUCGCGGUGUUGCAAGAUCCAAGCGAGGGAUUCUUUUCUUCCUUAUUGGGAUUUAGUUUUGGAGCAGAACAGAACCAAAAUCAUGCGUCUUGAUGUGAUCGAUGACGUCGAUGAUUGA
Sphenostylis stenocarpa is the source of this 351-nucleotide messenger RNA. The record is from the annotation of a GenBank genome assembly. NCBI's taxonomy places the organism in Eukaryota, Viridiplantae, Streptophyta, Magnoliopsida, Fabales, Fabaceae.